Molecule: messenger RNA, 19298 nt
Organism: Aedes albopictus (Asian tiger mosquito)
Lineage: Eukaryota; Metazoa; Arthropoda; Insecta; Diptera; Culicidae
Product: serine/threonine-protein phosphatase 2B catalytic subunit 3
Exons: 4
Coding region: 2518-4050 (510 amino acids)
Biological process (GO): calcineurin-mediated signaling
Cellular component (GO): calcineurin complex; cytoplasm
Molecular function (GO): calmodulin-dependent protein phosphatase activity; calmodulin binding
Source: RefSeq, a predicted model, not a curated record
CGGUUCGAUGUGAGGGGGGCUCGUAGGCAGUGGUGGGAACGGAGAAAAACCUGGUUUAUGGUGCGAAAAUUGCUGACAUUUUUUCUAGCUCCCAGGGCGUUGGGGGAGGAAGGAAGCUCCCCAACAGCGGGAAGAAGAUCUGCAGAUUCGGAAAGAGAACGAGCGGAACGAGGAGGAAAAUUUCUAGAUUUUUAGGUGUUUGGAAUGGAUGGAUUCGACGAGAAGGAAUUCGGACGGAGAAGAUGCCACAGGAAAACAAAUCUGAUCCAGUAAUUAUGAAUUACAAAUCGUGAAACUAGAAAGUGUGUCAUGUCAUGAAAUGAUGAUCUUUAAUAUUGGAGCUCAGCUGCCAGUAUUAUGAUUAGGCUUCCUGAUCCUAGCAAUCCGAUCAGAAUCAUAAACGAUGCGCUCCCGGAAUCAUGAUCCAAUGCAUUGAAUGAGGAUCGGAUUUUGAUUUCCAAGAUUGUGAUUGCAGUUUUCGGAUUUUGGAGUCCAGCAGGAGCAACAGUGGCUGCUGGCAGCAGUACACAGGGAGAGUGAGCAGUGAGAUACACAAAAAAGGGUACACACAGACAGAGCCGCACACAGAAAUCGACCGAGGGAGCAACACAAAUGAGCAGACGAAGAAUUGAGCUCACACAGUAGUCCAUUGGUGGCCCCCGUAGUUUGUGUGUCGUGGUUUCGAUCGGUGAAAAAUCCUGACAGCAGGACGGGGUUCCUGAUAAUUACACCAACUGUGAAAUUUCCCGUGGAAAAGAGUAGAAUUCGUGUCGUGGCAGUGGCCGAUUCUAGCGUAGUUGCAGUUCGGAAGGAUAAGCAGGCCAUGACUUGACCGACAUUACAGCAAGCAAGUGAGCUGGAAGAUUCACCAAAGUAGGCUAGCAAAUGGAACCAGCAGAAGGUCAAUAUUCGAUUUGAGAGGAAAAAUCCCAUCCAGGUUGCAGUGAAAAUUGGAUUUUCCUCGCAUUCCACCUCAUUCCCAAAUCCUCCCACUUCGACGAUUUCCCGUUGGUGUACACGAUCUUAGGUGUUUUCUUUGAACGCGACACAACGCAGUGCUCGGUGUGACAAGUGCAAGUGCAUCGGAAGCUUAGCGAUUUGAAUCUCCCCCGGAGGAAAAGAAAAAGAAGAAAAGCUGAUUUUGGAGUUUUUGGAACACAUUUUCGGGCAUCCGAUUCUUCGAGGAAGAAACCCCGCAAAGGCCAAAGUGAAUUUCGGCAGGGAAAAUUACACAGUGCAGUGCAGAAGAAUAGGUCAGAAGAAAAAUUCGGGUACCCAAGAUAACAUCAUCCUCCUGGUGUGGCGAUUGCAUGUUUAGGUGUGUGCGUGCGUUCGUGCGUGCGAGUGCCAGUGGGAAAACCCGGAGAGCGUCCCAGUGAGCGGGUGAUCCCCUAAUCUCAACCCCGAGAAAGGACGGCUGCUAGUAGUAACACACGACAUCAGUGAAGAAACGGAAAACAAGCCAACUAGGAUCGAAUCAAGUGAGGAAAACUCACUCUCAGUCAGCCACAUACGUACACAGACAGCCACGUACGUGUCGUAUCCUCCACCCCAUUUGGGAGAGAAAGUAGUGGUGAGCAGCGAGAGACCGUGAGCAGCGCAAGUGAGCGACACGAGCGAAUUAGCGCGCCCCUGGUUUGCCACUUUGCCACACUCGGGGUCUCGGUGCGUUUCGCACAGUGUAUGUGUGCGUGCGUGCCUGCGUGCACGUGUGUUUGUGCCGAGUGUGUGUGCGUGCGCGACACCACCAUCCAAGAAGAGGAGGAGGGUUGACCCGAAAUCGGGAAAACGCGGACAACAGGAGACAGGAGGAGCAGAAGCAGUUUGUGCAGUCCAGGCGUCUCUUCAGGCGUCGUCGUGCAACAACGGACCACAACAGGACGAGCAGCGCUAAAAUGCCCCGAUGUUAUUAGGAGAGUGACAGGUGUGCACAGACUGAAUGCACCAUUGAAGAAGACAGCGAACAUCGUAGAGAAUAACCCAACCAAUCGAAAACAACAAGAGAACCCGGACAAACCCAAAAUCCCCUAGGAUUGAUGGCCAGGACGCCAUUCUGAAAGUUUCCGGCAUUUCCCGUUGCAAGAGAGCUAGCGAGCCUAGCCAGUAAUCAAUCAAAAAACAAACCGUGCGUGUUGCACACGCAGGCGUGUAACGUUGUAGUAGUGUGGUGUAGUGGAGCAGAGCAGAAGUAGUAGUGGUGUGGUGAGAGUGACACGAGAAGCGCCUUUCUCCUGGCUGCGGGCAGACAGCGACAGCAAAGCGUUUAACCGUUCUGAAGAUAACUCCGGCGAGCAGUUUUAGUCAAACCAGUAAUAACUUAAACCUAUUGAAGAAGCAAACAAAGAAAACAGAUACUACUUAACUAUUGUUUAGUCGUCCCUCACUCACACACAAGCAUACCUUAGCACUUACACAGUCUACACACGUGAAUCUAUAAUAUUAUAACUUAUAAGAAUUGUAUCGAAUUGGAGUAGUAAUUGUAUAACACGCAUACAAACCACACACACAGAUUGCAAGAUGUCUUCGCAACCGCCAAAUCAACAACAAUCAAACAAUGCAACACCACAGCAGCAGUCGGGCGGCGGAUCGGGAACCGGCGGGAACGACCGGGUCAUCGACAGUGUCCUGUUUCCGCCGAAACACAAACUCACGAUCGCCGAGGUGUUCGACUCACAUACCGGCAAGCCCCGUCCGGACGUCCUGAAGCAGCACUUCAUCCUGGAAGGUCGGAUCGAGGAGAAUGCCGCCCUGCGGAUCAUCCAGGAGGGUGCCGCGAUCCUGAAGGCCGAAAGCACGAUGAUCGACAUCGAAGCCCCGGUCACGGUGUGCGGCGACAUCCACGGACAGUUCUACGAUCUGAUGAAGCUGUUCGAGAUCGGCGGCUCGCCGGCGUCUACCAAGUAUCUCUUUCUCGGCGACUACGUCGACCGCGGCUACUUUAGUAUAGAGUGCGUACUGUAUCUGUGGGCGCUGAAGCUGUGCUACCCGACCACACUAUUUCUACUGCGAGGCAAUCACGAGUGUCGACAUCUAACGGAAUACUUUACCUUUAAGCAGGAGUGUAAGAUUAAGUACUCGGAACGGGUCUACGAUGCGUGCAUGGAUGCGUUCGACUGCUUGCCCCUGGCGGCACUAAUGAAUCAGCAAUUCCUCUGUGUUCACGGUGGCCUCUCGCCGGAGAUUCAGGAACUGGACGACAUCCGGAAGUUGGACAGAUUCAAAGAACCGCCGGCCUUCGGACCGAUGUGCGACCUGCUGUGGUCCGAUCCGCUGGAAGACUUCGGCAAUGAGAAGAACUCGGACUUUUACUCGCACAAUACGGUGCGCGGAUGUUCGUACUUCUACAGCUAUAAGGCGUGCUGUGAUUUCCUGCAGAACAACAAGCUCCUAUCGAUCAUUCGGGCGCACGAGGCGCAGGACGCUGGCUACCGUAUGUACCGCAAGAGCUCGACGACCGGUUUCCCCUCGCUAAUCACAAUCUUCUCCGCUCCGAACUAUCUGGAUGUCUACAACAACAAGGCCGCCGUGUUAAAGUACGAAAACAACGUCAUGAAUAUCCGGCAGUUCAACUGUUCGCCGCAUCCGUACUGGCUUCCAAACUUCAUGGACGUCUUCACCUGGUCGCUGCCCUUCGUCGGCGAGAAGGUCACCGAAAUGCUGGUUAACGUACUUAACAUCUGCUCCGACGACGAGCUGAUCUGCGAAGGCGACGACACCCUGGAGGAGGCGAACGCCCGCAAGGAGGUCAUCCGAAACAAGAUCCGCGCCAUCGGCAAGAUGGCCCGUGUCUUCUCCGUGCUGAGGGAAGAAUCCGAAUCGGUUCUGCAGCUGAAAGGACUCACGCCAACCGGUGCCCUGCCACUAGGCGCCCUCUCCGGUGGCAAGCAGUCCCUCCACAACGCCCUGCAAGGCUUCUCGCCCAACCACAAGAUCACGUCGUUCGCCGAAGCCAAGGGCCUGGACGCGAUCAAUGAGCGGAUGCCGCCGAGAAGGGACACCACGCCGACGCCCAGCGACGAGAAAUCCAUAUCGCUAACGGCGCCCAAAUAAUCAGUUACGUCAUAGUAGUCGUCGUCGUCGUCGCCGUCGUAACCAUAGGAACAGUGUUGAAAUUCAGCAGUUCAGCGCGAAAAGAGCAUAGCUACACGCCCACAUUCACAGUCACUCUCUCUCACUCACACACACACACACACCCUCACCCACAUGAAGCAUCCUCUCCCAAAAAAAUCACGUACGCACGCGCGAGCGCAUAUGCAUAUAAAAAGAAUAUUAUAAUUGAGAAGCUACUAAGAGGAAAACCAACACAAGAAGAAAACAACUAUUAUAAUAAAUUAUGGGAAAAAAUAAAGAAAAACUAACUUAAGGUGAAUCCAUCAUCAAUAUCUCAUUACCUUGGGAAAUUCAGACGCAAAGCAACACUACUACAACCACCACAAUCUGGAAAUACGAAACUGUCAAACAGUCAACGCCCUCCUUCUCUCUCACACACGCAUACGACGCGAACCCUAAUCGCAGUUCAAACUGCGUACGUGUACGUGCGCAUUUUCAGUUCUCCAUAGGCAAUCGAAGCAGGCGCAACGUUUUCGUUCUUUCGGCAACACGGCAUCCAUCCAUUUCCCUCCAACUGUUUGGUUGCCAUGGCAUUUUUCGCAUUUCCCACAGAAACAACAAACAAAUACAACCAAAACAGAUACAUUUGUUUCAUUCAUUGUGCUGCGGUGGGAAAGAAGAGGAGUGAAUCGAGAAUUUAGUCAAUACCUCUGCUCGGAAGAGGAUGAAUUUGAAUGAAUUUUUUGACACACAUUGCGGAAAUUUCUAUUCAAUCGAGUUGAGGAGGGUGCCGUGUUUCGCACGUUACUGGAAAUGAAUGUGUUGUGCUCGUUUUACCCCACUCUCUCAAACUUUUCUGAUAGAAAAUCCUUAAUUAUCCCCGAAGGGAAUGUAAAACAAUUCGCAUUUGUUAAAACUGAGCUGAUUUGAUUCACCGCUCGGUUCUGAAGUGUUUCCAAUUUCUCCGAUAUCCCCUGGUUCUUUGAACUUUGCCUGAAGUGGAAUGUAAUCGAUAAAGCAGCACCAACUUUUCAAAAAGUUGUCCAGAGAAUCUUGUGAAAACUGUUUGAACCACCGCACACCUGUCUAGACCAAGCUAUUGCUGUUUAUACUCUAGUUUCUAUAAUGUUUCGAAAAUUUCUCACGAGCAUUUGUUCGGGUACAAACGCGGUCGAUAAAGUAGAACUAUGCUGAAAUAAAUUUUACCGAAGAAACGAAUGAGCCUGGAUUACAUCGCCGUAUGGAUCUCCUGACUGAAAUAGAUCCAAUUUCACUCCGAUUGCCCUCGUAUCUUGAAAUAUUUCACAAGGAAUUCAACCCGGAGUGAAGCUUCGUCGAUAAAGAAGAACCAGUAUUGAAUAAAAUUGCCAGUACCUUUCAAAGUGAAUCAUUUAGUGUGUCCUUAUGGCGUACAGAAGUGCUAUAUGCUAUAUGCUGGUGGUUCCAUUUGAUUGUCCGAGUAGUCUUACUUAAAAUAUAUUCUACUUUAUCGACUGUUUCCUGUUGAGGCACAAAUACAUGUAAAGUAUUCAAAGAAAUGGAAAAAAUGGCAACAUUUCAGUCAAAAUCACCCUGCGGCAGCCCUCACCUCUUGAGUUCGAACUUCGGGCCAUUUUACCUUAGGAUGUUCCUACAUUAUCGAAUAGGUUACACUGCGAAAAGAAAUACGUGUAAUAUAUUCAAACAAUUAGAGAAAAUUGGGGUGAAAUAAGCAAUGAUUCAGUUUAGAGAGAGCCGUGUGAUGGCUCAAACAACUCCCAUUGAAUUCUCUGGUCAAUUUUACUUAGUCAUUAUCCUACUUUAUCGAACACGUCAGCCUCCGAGCACAAAUACGUGUAAAAAAAUCGAACCAAUAGGGGGCAGCAGGGUGAAAUAAGAAAAGGCCUCACAGUUAAGAGAACUGUAAGGCGAUCCAAACCACAUGCCACUCGUUUCUACGGGCAAUUUUCUCUUGGGAAAAUUUCUACGACCACGUUACAAUUCACAUCCGGAAAACGUGAGAAACUUUCAAAGACUUAGGGGAAAUUGGGAUAAAACCAGAAGAUGAAAAUCUUAAUUUACAGAAAAAAAAGAGAGAGUAGAGGUGUAAAACGAGUUCGGCACAGUAGACGUUCGAUAACUGCAACAUGUUUACGUUUCACUUAGCGAAUGAAAUUCGAUAACUGCAAAUACGGACAGACGUCAAAGAACUGUCAGUUGCUGCAGAAUGUAGCCAAUGUGCUUACGGAAAACAUCGCACUGCAACAAAAGUGCAUGCGAAAAAUAUCGUGCAUCGCUGUUGACAUUUCGAUUUGACGGAUAGCGGUGCAAUAACUGCAAAAUUGUUGCACUUAGUGGACUUGCAGUUAAAAAGCAUUGCAGUUAAAGCGUUUGCACCGAGCGAACGUCUACUGUACAUUCAAUUUCAGCAUUGUGCGGCACGUGAAACUCUCUGCAUCUGAUUCCUUAAAUUUCAUCCACUUCGGGCAAAGACAUUGAAUUGAUUCCCAUUUUAUUACUCUUUUUUUCUACUGUGCAUUGAUGGUGAUCAGAAGGCAGCGGAGAAAGAUGCUUAUUUUCUCCCAAAAGAGAGAGCGAGAAAGAGAGAAAUGGUUCAAGUAACAGAGAAGAACAAAUAUAUUAUUAAUCGAGAAUUAUUGUUGAUGUUUUCUAGCUAAACCAAAACAAACAAAGCAACCCAAUACAAGCAAAAUCGGUGGAAAGAGAGAGGGAGAGAAAGAGAUAGGAUUGUUGAGCAACCCCCGUUACGACGUUAGGCUUGUGUUACAGAGAGGGAAACAGAUACAAUUUUGUAUUUGUCCGAAUUAUAACUUUUGUCAGAAAACAAAAAUCCUUAAAACAUAAUCAUCGGAUUUGAUUGAAAUGCAAUGGAUCGAACAACGCACACACACAAAUCAAUAGAGGAGAAAAUCAUACUAGAUGUCAACAGUUCGACGCGUCAUCGUGUAAACACGACAAAUUUAACCUUGAAAAUUUUAUUCACUUUCUAACCACAACAACAACAAGUACUCUGUCCGGUUUCUCAAAUUCCACUAGAAUAAACUAAUAUUUUAUCAGAAGAAAAAAAUUAAAACAAACUAAUAGACAACCAGCGCUUGAACUAUCAUUCUCAAUCUGUCAUCACCAUAUGUCACAAACACACACGUCUCACAUCUCGCAGAGCCUACUGUAAUUGCUCCCCUUCAACCAAAAAGUAAACAUAACCCCUAAUUACCACAGAAAAUUCCGCAGAACUUGAGCGACUUCAUAUACGGAAAGCGACGCUGCUGGGGCCGAAAAAAGGCGGAGAAGAAGAAGCAAAAGAAGAACAUGUAUGCAUUGUAACUAAUCAAACACUCUCAUUUUUGACAUGUGAUUAAAUAUUGUUUUUACUGUUUUUCUUACUAUUAUUUAUAUGACAAACGACACGCGAAUUUAUCCCAAGCAGGAAAGUUCCCACACACAUACAUACACACGAAAAACAGACACGUAUACAUCACACAAACCGUUCCUUCCUUCCUUCCUUCAUUACCAGACGACUAAGUGAAACAAAAGAAAGAAAAAAAUGUUGAAGAAAAUUGAUUGGAACAAGCUUAACACUAAUCAAGUAAGGGUAACAAAUAUAAAUAUAUUUAACAGGUGACGAGAAAACAGGACGAAGAAAGCAAAUCGGUAGAUAAACAAAACAAAAAAAACACAGUUUAGAAAGAAGUACGCGAGAAUGAGUCGAGCGUCUGAUGCAGGAGCGAGGAGGUAACAGAAGAAAAAAAACUGAGAAUGAAGAAGAAAAAACAGUAAAACAAGUUAAGUCGUAAGUGUAUAAUUGAUUAAUGAUUAAGUAAAUUAAUUUAACUGAUUAUGAAGCUGACGCAGAAGGUAGUAGAAUCAAGAGCGAAAAAAACCUAGAGUCGAAUGAAAGGCGAGAAUUAAAUUUAAAAAACAAACAAACAGAAAAAAAAUAUAACAAAAGAGGAGUAAUUAUUGUCAUAUUAUUAAAUCUAUUGCGAUCAUUGAGAAAAAAACAACAACAACAAGAGGAAAAGAAAAACAAAACAAACAAGAAUCUUAUAUAGAAGCAUUGAAUUCAAAAACAAAAAUUGUGCAUCAGCAGAACACACAAAAAAACACUAUGAAAAACUGAAGCAAAUAGCGCGGAAAGAACGUGAAACAUUUUCAUUAUUUUAAAAACAAUUCUCUUAAUUGAAAUAGUAAUAUAGCUCAUUAAGACAAGAAGAAAAAAACAAAAACAUCAUUGUGUAAGCAAAACAAAAACAAAAGAUAGAAGAUUAAUAAGUGAAUAAAAAAAACUUCCCUUCCCGUGUUAAUAAAAACAACAUUUGCGUGCGCUUUUCUCAUCAUUAAAACUAAAAUCGACGAGUUAAUAACCUUUAAACGAAAUGAAAGAGAAAAAAACACAAACAAGCAAAAAACCUUUAAAAAACUACUUCUUUUUUUACUUAAAUCCUGGUUGGAAUUUCUGUACGACUAAGUUUUACGCAUUAUUUGUAAUAUUUUUAUUCACCUGUUGUUAUACUAGUAAUAAAAACGGAAUAUUUAUGUUUAAAGCUAGAUCUUUUUCGAGUAUGAGAUGAGAAAAGAGAAACAUUGUUAUAGUGUAAUUUAAUGUAAACAAACAAGCAGAGUAAAAAAAAUCACAGAACAUAAUUAACAACCUCCCUCCCCAUUUUCAAUGUUUCGUUACACACAAGAAUGCAGGAAAAUGAAAGAAGAAAAAUCACUCUGAAGUAAUAACGUAACCGCAAUCCGAACUACGCUAAAGUAAACAAAAACUAAAAACAAAAGAAAUCAAUUUUUAUACCACACUUUCUUCUAAGACACUCAUAUGAACCAUACGAAUCAAUGAAUCAACUAUUAAGCUGAAAAGAGAGAUAACAAACAAAAAAACUAAACCGCAGUCGCAAAACCUUACCAAGUUUUUUCGGAUUCACACAACAACCUGUCUCUCAGCAGAACAACUCUGUCAUCAAACAACUCUUCUUAUAAGAAAACCAAGUAAUAAAAGUUAAAAUUUGUUCUUCUAUUCUAAAAACAAAGCAAGCGUGUCGUGUUUUUGUUUUAUUUCCGUUGGUCAAAACUCCUUCCACCACCACCACCACCACCACCAUUCAGUUUUACGGACUUACUCGCACACACAGACAUACGAACAUGCAUACAUAUACACAGACAGAUAGACAGACGGACGCUUUUAUAUAUACGGUCACUGUCAAACGACACAGAUUAUACGUCAGAUCCCGAUUUAUUGUUGCCGCAAUUUACGCUUAUGGUGCUGCAAGCCAAUCGAAAUCGCUGCGUACCAAGUGCAAUGUUUACAAACAAUCGUCUGUUAACUUCUAGAACUGUCACAAUUUGAUGUACAUGUCAGCUCAACAGACGAUUGUUGUGUCAACAGAAAUAUUGUUUAUGUUUGCUUUCUUAUAGGUGACAAAGAAAUGUUGUGACAGUUCCCAUAACUCACAUAGGAAUGUUUGUCAACAUUGAACUAAUACGGAGGGAUUUGCGUUGGUCUAUGCACACAUAUUUGAGAACGAAACAAUGAACGAAAGAAGCUUAUGAAUAGGUCACGAUAUGUGGAUUUUUUGCUCCGGAUCUCAUAGGCUGCACUGCAAUAUCUAACUAGUUGACAGUGUUUGAGUGGUGACAGAUAGCUACCUAAUACAGUAGACGUUCGCUCGGUGCAAGCGAAUGCAAUGAUUUUCAACUGCAAGUCCGCUAAGUUCAUUAAUUUUGCAGUUAUCGCACCGCUAUCCGUCAAAAUUAAAUGUCAAUAGCGGUGCUAUGUAUUUGCAUGCACUUUCGUUCGAAUGCGAUGUUUUCAGAAUGCACAUUGACUGCAUACUGCAGCAAAUAACAGUACUUUGACGUCUGUCAGUUGUGAAAAGUAGUAUUACAGUUAUCUAACACAUCUCCUGUAUGCAGUAGUGUUCGCUCGGUGCAAACGGUUUAACUGCAAUGCUUUUUAAGCGCAAGCCCGCAAAGUGCAACAAUUUUGCAAUUAUCGCACCGUUAAGCUAGUAUGACACUCUUUGACCAAUGACAAAUAUUUGACCACUUUUGACAGUUAAAUUUUGACCAAGGUGUACCUGGCAAACAAAAAUAUUUGUCACUUUCGAAAAACGAAUAGGGACAAACAGAGCCAAACCACCUGCCAAAAUUUAUCUGUCAAAACUGGUCAAAUAUUUGGCGUCUAGGCAAAGAGUGUAAUAGCACCCUUACCGUUCAAAACGAAAUGCCAACAGCGAAGCGAUGUUUUUCGCAUGCACUGUUGUCGCAGUGCGAUGUUCUCCGAACGCACUUUGGCAGCAUUCUGCAAAAACUGACAGUUCUUUAGAGUGUGUCAGUUGUAGCAGUUAUUGAAUUUCAUUCGCUAAGUGAAACGUAAACAUGUUACAGUUACAAAACGUCUACUGUCCGUUAAAAAAUGUUUCCCAAUAACUUUAACGAUUUACACAGUUAUUAUACUACCACGAACGCUUUAAUUGAGGAAUGAAAACAAAAACAACGACGGAUCAAAUUACACGUUUAAAUCGUCCUUUAAAAAAAACCAUCAUUUAGACAGGAUUUUGAUGACUUUAACUUUUCUAAUCCUAGAAUCGUGAAGGCGUGCAAACAAGACAUUUUUUCACGAUGAAAACAAUUUUUUGAUAGUGUUUGUGGUCUUGUACCGACUAUUCGAACCCUCUAGCGGGCGAAAUUGAAAGGCACAAAACUGAGUACAGUAGACGUUCACUCGGUGCAAACGGUUUAACUGCAAUGCUGUUUAAGCACAAGUUCGCUAAGUGCAACCAUUUUGCCGUUAUCGCACCGCUAUCCGUCAAAAUCAAAUGUCAACAGCGAUGCGAUGUUAUUCGCAUGCACUUUUGUUGCAGUGCGAUGUUUUUUGAAUGCACUUUGGCUGCAUUCUGCAACGACUGACAGUUCUUUGACGUCUGUCAUUUGUUGCAGUUAUCGAAUUUCAUUCGGUAAGUGAAACCGUAAACACGUUGGAGUUAUCGAUCGUCUACUGUGUACUCAUACGUAUAGUGUUCGUAGGUAAGAUGUCAGCUAUUUCUAUAAAACGAAGCCUAAAAUUCCAGCAUUUUACGAGCGCUAAUAGAAUUUAGCACUUAAGAAUAGAUUGACAUUUACCUUUGAGUUGCUUGACAGCUGAUCGUAAGGAUCGAUCAUCCAUCUUGACGAUUAACUGUCAAACGACACAUGUCAGAUGUCAGCUCGUUUUUUUCCCUGCCAGAAAAUGAGAAAAAAAUUUGGCAGCACAUGUGCUCGCAAAAUGCUGGAUAAUUUUCAUCAAAUCCUACGAUUUGAUCGAUAAACGGUACGUUUGAAUGGCAAAUUGCAAUUUAUUUUAUUAUUACUUUCGUAAAAUCUACCGUCUAACCCCGCUUAUACGACACUUUUUGAUUCGUACACGCAGAAAAAUGACGCUUGUUUGAAACAAUAAAACGCUUGGUUGAUUUUCAAACUGAGAAUUUACUUAUACCAAGGUUAUAUUUCUCUGUUCUUACUCAGAGUUUAUCGAUUAAAACAAUCAAUCACCAUUAUUUCAUACAACGUUAGAAACUUCAUUUGUUUCUACAAAAUGGGUACCACAAACAUGGCCUGGAAGCACUCACACAUCUUUGAAAAACUUACCCCAACUUCGCCACAACGAGGAAGGUGUAGCAAAUCCAUCACUGCAACUUCCAAGUGCAGUUUUGGCCGUGAUGGAUAACGCGCAGGUACUAAAGACAGCAUUCGCAAAAAAAGUUGGUCGGUUUCGCCUUUUUGUCUCUUUUUAUUCGAUCUCCUUUCCAUCCGCUUGCCGAGCGUCUAAAAGUAGGUUUUCGAGCUGCCGCAGGAGCUGCCGUCACCAACACAAUCACAUUCCGGCUUUGUUAAUAGCAAAAGUGCAGUCGUUUGAAACAAACCGUUAUUUUAUAUUGAAUCUACAAAAAUCUCUGUUUGUUUUAACAAACUGCCAAAAAUUUCGACAAAUGAAAAUAUUUGUAUUAUCAAACACUGGAACAGUUCAGUUUAGACAUGAAAUUAGAUUAUCGCUAUAGUAAACUGAAAAAUUGGUUGAUUUGAACUAGAUUUUAAUUGUGUUUACAAUUUAUUUCUCUGCGUGUACCAAGUUCAUUCAACAUUUAUCGAAUGAAAAAAUGCUCAGUUCUCACUGCAACGCACACAUUUGAUAGAGCUACUUUUCUUCUAGUCGCAGCUUGCUUAAGUUUUGCGUUACUAGACACUCGAUUUGAGUUUAACAACAAACCCAAAGUUUCCAAAUUACAAUGCGGAAGACUGUGCAGGGUAACGAACAGUUUGUCGGAUAACAACGUUACUCCAAUGGCUCGACAACAAUGUUUGUCAUAUAAGCGGGGUAGAAUGAAAGAAUUAUAUGCUGGAUGAAGAGAGCAAUGCAAUCCGACAUAGUCAAUUUUACGAGACAAUUUGACAGGAGGUGGCAUACUAACACGUAAAAAUCAAUCACUAUUGAGGUUUCGUAAAAGGCCUGAUUUUACGAGCACUAGUCUCCACCACAAUUAUUCUCCCUUUCCGACAGGGAUCGAAUCAGUUGACAUCUACACCGUCUACCCUCGUUGCUUUGACCGCAUCUAAUCUGAACACUUUUUAGUUUGACCCCCGCUUAUCUGCACAUCGUUCAAACUAAAGCAUUCAGUACACGUUUGGCCAAUAUGCGCAAAUAUUUGGCUAUUUGACGUAUCAGACGUUAGCAGACGUUUGCCGUUUGGCUAUUAUUUGUCAAUGGUCAGUACACGUAUGACAAACAAUUGGCAAACUCACAUUUGCACGUGUUUGCCACUCGAGUUUGAUCGGAGUUGCAAACAUGACCAAAUAUUUGCUAGAUUGCCGUACUUGAAAGGUGCUCAAUUUGUAAUAUUAGCAAAUAUUCGCCGUGACAAAGUUAGGCAAAUAUUUGCACAACAAUGUUAUUGCAAAUUUAUUUGGUCAGUACACGCAUGACAAAUAAAUUUGUCAAAUUUUGCCAAAUAUUUGCGCACUUGGCAAAGCGUGUACUGAAGGCUUAAAAAUGGUUCAAACGUCAUUAUGCUCAUGGAACGGAGUGAAAGGGAACGCAGAAUCAAAACAAAACAGCAAAAAGGGUUACCAUCAGUCUGUUUUUCGAUGCCCACAGGUAACUAGAAAAAUGAACCCCGUUGGUUUGCAUGAGGUGUCGUUCAAACCAACGGGGGUAGACGGUACUCGCACGAAUAGCAGUUCCUCUUGCAGCUGCUACUUCCGGAAGUUCAGAGUUGGUGUUAAGUCACCUGAACCACCUGGAGAUCAACCAGAAUGAACACCGGAAGCCAACAGUUGUGGAAAGAACAAGCUUUCAAUUCGUUCCACCACAAUAACUGUUGGAUUUGUAUUCAAUAACAAAUUUGACAAUCAAAACAAAAACAGAAUUGCCAAAUUGCAUUGAACAAGGUUGUGUAGGGUGACCAGAUUGUCAAAUUAAAAGUUUACCUCGCUAAUUCGACUCAAUCAUUGUUAAAUUAGCGGGGAUUACCGGUAGUAUUCGUUCGCUAGUUGCACCAUAUAUAAAUUGCAACGAGCGAAUGCUAUUCGCUAAAUUCAACGUCAUUUUGACACAUCGGGGUUGCACUGCCAGCAUGACUGACAGCACGAAGUUCACAUUUUAACUUUUUUAUUACCACAACUUGUCAAAUUCUCCAGUUAAUCGCUACAGUUUAUGUCGUUUGACAGUUGACGGUUUAAAAUCAGUCAUAAACUAAACUAGACUGUGAUGCUUCUUGUCGCUUGUAAAAUGGAGAGCUCUUGCGUAAACAUUUGUUGCCUUUCGUCUUCUACUCAUUUUGGCAUUUUAUCUUACAAGAUUUUCAAUCACAGAUCUUAACAACAUCAUACAGUAGAUCGUCGAUGAUUGCAACAUGUUUACGUUAUACUUACCCAAUUUCAUUUCCUGCCUGCAAACAUGUUAGCUGAUACAGAAUGCAAUUAUAGUGCAUGGAAUACAACAAGAUCCAGGCACAUCCAAGCAUCAAUGCGUAAAUAGGCAGUUCAGCGAGCUUUAUCCGAAUAAAUCCAAGAUUCACGCUUAUGGCGACUUCACUGUACAGUGGACGUUCGAUAACUGCAACGUAUUCACGUUUCAUUUAUCAAUUGAAAUGCAAUAACUGCCACAACUGGCAGACGUCAAAAAACUGUCAGUUGCUACAGAAUGCAGUCAAUGUGCAUUCGGAAAACAUCGCAUUGUAACAAUGGACUUAUCCACGGUCUUCUUUUUCCUCUGGAUUGCUUCUUCUUUGCAUUUGUGCGGGCAUGACAUAUUCAUGAACAUCCAGCGACCGAAAGUUCACUGGAUGUUCACCGGAUCUCGCCGGAUACAAGAUGUGAGCAGUGAUUUUAGUAAACACUACCCGCAGUUACCGUUUCACAGCAUGCUGUCAGUUGGCUUGUGACGUCAUCGUGGAUAAGUUCAUAGAGCAUGCGAAAAACAUCGCAUCACUGUUGACAUUUGAUUUUGACGGAUAGCGAUGCAAUAACUGCAGAAUAGUUGCACUUGGCUGACUAGCAGUUAAAAAGCAUUGCAGUUAAAGCGUUUGCACCGAGCGAACGUCUACUGUACCAGUAUCCAGCUUGUUGUCACGACCGCUUAUAAUUGCUACGAUCAUUCACAAGCUCACUAGCGCCGCCUAGUAGCAGAAUUUCGAAACAAGUUUUAUGUGAAUCUAUGCCAUACAUUAAGCUUACUUUCAAAUAGGCCUUUUAAAGUGACAGGUUCGCGAUUGUUUACAACUGUAAAACUGUUUCAUACAUGAGCCUGUCAUUUCCAUAGAAGAACACUGUCAAAUAGCUACAAAAUCAGCUGAUCAUGCGCUCAGCAAUGGUUUGUGUCGGUUGACAACUUACAUAACGUUUAAGGUGAAACAUUUGGGACUACAAACAUCCCAAGAAACAUAACUAGCUGAAUAACAUUUUCUUCAGCUAAAGAUUGCUUACAAGUGGUUUUGUUCCACUCUUGUACAGCAAAAAUAUUUGUUGAGGAGGCUGCCAUAAUGGCCAACAUGAACCCAUACUCAGGUUUUAACAGCACUAAUCUGGAAACUUGAAAAUAGACACGCCUGAUUUGGAUUAUCUGCCUCUUUUUGCAAGUGAGCAAAGCCAGAAAAAACGAAUGCAGCAUUGUUUGAUGCUUCUUUUGUCAGAUUUGUGCCCCUAAAUAUGGAUAGAUGCAAAAUUGAUACUGAAUUUUUUGACGUUUCUCCUCCAGUACCAAGCGAAAGAAACGAUUGAUCCCUCACAAUUAGGUCCAUAAAAAUUUCUGUAAAAUCAUCUUGAAUAGGCCUUUUCAUGUGACAGGUCCAUUUGUUUACAAAUGUAGGGCAUCAAAUACAUACACUGUUUUAAAGCUUACGGUGAAAAGACCCAUAGCCAAACGCUGUCACUACUAAAAAUGCUGAGGGCCGAUGAUAAAAAAUUACCCUGAUAAUGUAGUGUUUAGCACGCAUGUUUUUCAUACCGUAAACCAUGGAUGCGUCAUUUUAUUUGACGUCUCAAACCAGUUGAUUUUUCGGGUCUUUGACAGUCCGUGUUAGCAGCUUUGUAAACAAAUGCAUACACAGAUUUGGUACAUGAAAAGGCCUAUUCUCGAUUCCGAUAGAGUUGCUAAAAUUUUUCGCGAGAAAAUUCGUUGGUUCCGAGUCCGUCGGCUGAAGAUCUCGUAAAAAGGCCCAUUUAUUUGACGGGUGUGCUCAUUCUACGAGUGGGAUGACGGGACCCAUCUAGACUCGCAUAUCGAGGUGAGGAAUCUCGACCCGAGUGAAGUGACUCGCCGUGUCAAUCAAAUUGAAAGUCACCUCAUCCGAGUCGAGAUUUCUCACCUCGAUAUGUGAGUCUAGAUGGGUCACGUCACCACACUCGUAGAAUAAGCACAAGGCUUGAUUAUUCGAAGAAUGAUACAAACACAAGUCUGUCAUUUUCGUAGGAAAACUGAUUUUAAAUGUCUUUUGCACAGAUCUAUACAACCACUUAGACCCGUUCACAGAGAAAGGAAAAAUCUCUAACCUGCAAUCGCAGAACACACUCAAACAAAUCGUCAGAUAAAAUUGAUUAAGAAAAGGCUUUUUCAUAAUCUUUCGAUCUUUCGAUGCAUUUAACAACUUCCAAAGCUUUGUGUUUCAGUAGAAGUGGAUUAAACACCCAAUUGAUGAUUUCCAAGUCGAAAUUCACAUACAAAAAAAAAACAUGAAACAGACUUAUUUUUACACAGCGUUCACUACACCGAACAUAACUCCGACAGUCCUUAUCAUUUGUCUCGUUUUUUCGCUCUUCUCUCUCAUCUCCACUUCGUAUCAUUCGUCCGACACUCUCUGCACCGUUUUCAUUACUCUCCGCCAUCGUUGUUCUCUCCUACUGCGCUCUUCCACUUCCUCGGUCGUCCAUCCGUUUACCUACACUACUGGAAAGAAACUCCAACCAGGGUUUUGAAAAGUCGCAGAUUUUUUUUCAGCUCCCUCCGGUUAGUUAGUCGUUGGUUGCCACUUAUGGAAAACAUCAGUAUUGCCAGUUAGUUUUUUUGUUUAUGUUUUUGCGAUACGAGGAAAAACCCGUUUUUUACGCGAGAUUCAUGAAAAAAAAAGAAAAGCAACCAAAACGAACAAACUUUGUGGAGAUUGGAAAACCGAAAACCCAAAAUGACGUUUAACGUUAACUAAUUGAAAGAUUAUCCUGUGCAGUGUGUACUUUUAGGUGUAAAAUUUCUUUCAAAUAUUUUUAUUGAGACAAAACCGUAAACAAGGAUCGUGUGUGUAAAGAAAACCAACCCAGUUCUGCUAGUUAAGCAAAAGUUCGCGAAAAUCUUCGAUUGAAGGAAUAACUGCUAAUAAAAAGGUUUAAAACUUACGAUAGUUAUUAUUAAUAAUUGAAUACAUUGAUAGUAAGGAAGUAAACACAAAACCACACACACAAAAUUAAACCUUUCUAAACUUUACACUCUAGUUAAAGAAUUAUAAAAAGCAAAGCAAGAAAAAAAUAAAGGGAAAACUUGUUAAACAAUGAUUCUAAUUCAUCUCUAGCUGUGACUUCAUCAUUUUAUCAUUGAAAAUGACGUUACAAGAAUGUCUUAUUUUAAACCCACUCACUAAGAGAAAAACAAAGCUAUUCUCUAUUUUCCUCUAGUAUAAAAAAUCCAAACCGAAAUUUUCACUGCAGCUUUGUGAAAGCAAGACGCAAAACUGGCGUCAAACUAAUCACAGAAAUAAACAGAUCAGCAACUUGUUGUUAAACUAAAUUGUUAAUCCAUUAAUCCAAGUAGAAGAACCCAUGUAAAAAAAACACAACACCCACAAACAAUAACCAAUCGCUAGAAUAAUCAUGGCUUACUGUGAAAAUAAGAGAGAUAACAGAAAACUUACGUUUCCGCUCAGAAGACGCUUUCGUUCGAAGUGUGCAAAAGAUCAUAGUACUUUUACCAAUUGAAACUAAAAGCAAAUACUAACGUAUAAAAAUUUUCCUUUGUAAGAAUCACUCGAUAACAACAACUAACAAAACAAGCAAACAAACAAAGCAAGCAUGCGAACACGUGUUAAUGACAAAUCUUUAGCCAAGAGACAAGAUACAAAAACAGUACCGUUAUAUAUAAAGCAAAGAUGAAAGCAAAGACUAAUCGCAAUGCAGGCUGGCUAUCAAUGUUUCUGUAACAAAAUUACAAACACACACACUCACACACCUACAUAUGAAAACAUUUUGGACACUGAUGCAGUGAAGUUUUGCAAACAAAGCACCCAACAAUAAACAAUGACAGUUCGUUUGAAUCCCCGUCGUUCGCUUCACUUGAUCAAAGCAGACAAGAAGCAAAAACACUGAACCGAAUUGCCGGCUAGCAAACCAAGUAAUUGUUAUCGAAUAUAUCGAAUAUAAACAAGCACUAGUAAACAAUCGAGAUAAUGGAACAACUGCACCUCUUCAAAACUAUAAACGAGCAAAUUGAGCAACACGUAACAGUUCCACAGCUGAAUAACACUUACCAAUUACAAGUAGUUUGAUUCUUCCAGAAGCAAAAUGGAGUACGCAAAAAGAACAAUGAAUUUAACCACACACCCGACACACCAUCAAACACACAGAAAACAACAAAAAAACACGUUAAAGCAGCUUGCACCAUGUCGAGAGUUCAUCCACGCGAUUCGUGACACCCUCCUAUUGCACACUCACACACUGACGCCUUCGAAGCUUCGCAUGCCUCCUGUUCUCACUAUAGUACACUAAUACUCUUCCACUUCCUCCAUUCGGCACCCCUACGAUUGAAUGCACUCGCACGCACAUACACUCUCUCUCUCUCUCUUUCACUCACGUUGCUCUUUCUAUUGUUUUCGCUUGGCGUACUUUCUUCGUUGUAGGUGUCCAAACUCUCAUUCAACACCUUCCUCCACCAUUCUUCCUUGACUACUUUACCACUUCCCCUCGUUCACCCUCCACCCCCCUUGAUCUCGCAUGUUGAAUUCUUCUAUUCGUCGCCAUUAUGAAAAAAAAUAUAUAUGUAUAUGUAUAGGAGUGUAUAGGAAUUUAACAGAAGAAAAGAGAACCUUUUUUUGGAUUUUUGACAACACAAGAGCAUCAACAAACAACCAACGCAACGGUGGCUAGCAGGUUCAAAAUGAUCCCCCGUGCCCGUUACGUUCUUGAUUGUCCCUUGACCCUCCCCCCCGUCGUCCCCCUAAAAACCCCACCUCCCCCCAAAUCCCAAUUGUUACGGUUUGCGAUUGUGUUCCCUCGGAAAAGGGUCUUUGGAGUGAUCCACACCGACAAAUGUUUCGUUUUCAAAAGUUCGUUUUGUUUUUGUUCGUUCGUCUGCGAAAAAAGAGUUUAAAAACAAAAUAGAAAGGCAAUUCUUGACACGAUGGAAACACUAUCAGUUAUUGAACUGACACUGACCCACACAGAGAAAAAAAAACAACAGUCGCAUGAAGAAAACAAAAUCGCAUUUGCAAAAUAGUCGGACUUUGGAAAAGAACGGAAAAAUACAGUUGAACACACACAACCACAAUCUUACAGACAGACGACCCACACAAACACACCGAGUGGGUGGGACGAGUUAAAAGAGGAAAAAAAGUCAGAAAGAAGGAAAAAAGAGGACAAGAGAAAAAACCAUGGAAAUUAUUAUACAUUAUAUGAAUGAAUUUUUGAUAAUCUAAUUAUAUGUAUUUUUGAAUUGUAUUUUAUCGUGGAGUAAAAAAUAAUAUGUACCUAUGAUUAAAGACAGAAAAAUAAAAAAAUCUACUAAAACAUUC